AUGAUAUCAGCGUAUCACUGCUGCGUCUGCUACUUCUGCUUCGACGGUUUCCUGUGCCAAAUAAACAUAACACUAGUUGGUCAGUUUCUUAUACUCCAGGAGGACCUCAGGAACAUCUGCGGUCACCCUGAGGACGACUCCGCGCCAGAGAAUGAAACUCGUAUUUACCUGCGUUUCAGAGAAUGUGUAAUCAAGCAUCAGAAACUCAUAAAUUUCAUAAACACCAUCAAAGAACUGUACAAGAACACUAUCCUAGGGAUCGUCGUUGUCCUGAGCAUUUUGAUUUGUCUGCAAUUGUAUCAGCUGAUGACGACCGUUGGUGAAUUGUUUUCCCAAAUUCACUCGUUCGUCUACGUCUGCAACACUGUCGUUCAGCUAUUCUUCUUCCUGCUCACCUGCAAUGAUCUCUCCGAAGCAAGCACAGAUCUGUCUCAAGCAGCAUACGACGUCAAGUGGUUCUUCAUGAAGUCCGAUGCCUUGAAGAAAAGAUUGGCCAACGAUCUCACGAUUGUCAUCAGACGCUCGCAGAAGCCUUGCAAUCUGGCUGUGGGUGAAUUCUCAUCUGUUACACUGCGAACCUUCACUUCGAUCUGUAACACAUCAUUUUCUUAUUUAACUCUGAUGAGGCAGACUGUUCAACAUGACUGAUAACGAGACAUCUAAUAUCUGUCGUAGUCAUUUAGAAUUAGUUAUCAUAUCAAGAUAUAUAUCACUGUUAGAAAGCGUCGAACGGUAGAUAAGGAUUGAAUCAGGAGUUGAGUUUCGCACUUUGUAUUUAUUCAAACGCAAUCCUGAGGUAGACUUUGGUAGAUAUUUCUUAAAUCUUCGGUAGAUAUUCG
Molecule: messenger RNA, 839 nt
Organism: Fopius arisanus
Lineage: Eukaryota; Metazoa; Arthropoda; Insecta; Hymenoptera; Braconidae
Product: odorant receptor 13a-like
Exons: 3
Coding region: 1-648 (215 amino acids)
Biological process (GO): sensory perception of smell; detection of chemical stimulus involved in sensory perception of smell
Cellular component (GO): plasma membrane
Molecular function (GO): olfactory receptor activity; odorant binding
Source: RefSeq, a predicted model, not a curated record